Messenger RNA from Aspergillus saccharolyticus JOP 1030-1, 1752 nucleotides. RefSeq names its product membrane insertase OXA1. Gene Ontology annotation, molecular function: membrane insertase activity. Gene Ontology annotation, biological process: protein insertion into mitochondrial inner membrane from matrix; mitochondrial respiratory chain complex IV assembly. The record is from RefSeq and is a predicted model, not a curated record. Bases 89 to 1570 code for a protein of 493 amino acids. Gene Ontology annotation, cellular component: mitochondrial inner membrane. Lineage: Eukaryota; Fungi; Ascomycota; Eurotiomycetes; Eurotiales; Aspergillaceae. The transcript is spliced from 3 exons.
CAAUUGUUUCUUUUCCAAGGACCUGAAAUCUCUCAACUCAAUUUUAACAGCCAUGUUGGGAGGACCUGGUCUCAGUGGGCGCGGCGCUAUGCCCGCUAUUGCCCGCCAACGAUUGUCGGCUUUCACUCGCUCGAGCCGAUCAAUCUCUUCAUUCCGUCCGCACGCCUCUAGGACCGUUUCUCGCUAUGGUCAAGCGAGCCGACCCAUGGCUGGGACUCCCUCGUUGCGCUCUGCAUCCGCGAUUCCUGCUAUCUCUGCUGCUCGUUUCAACUCGACUACGGCCGCCCCGGCAGACGCGCCCACCCCCGUGCCUGUCGACGCUCCCGCCGCCGAACCUGUUGACGCUCUGCCCGAGUUGGCGGACUUUGACUUGACUGCAAUUCCGGAGAAGAUUGGCUACCUCAAAGAACUGGGUCUGGAUUAUGGCUGGGGCUUUUCCUCAACGAUCGAAUGGGUUAUCGAGCAUAUUCAUAUCUGGACUGGACUCCCAUGGUGGGCGAGUGUUGUCGGUACUGGGUUGCUGAUUCGUCUGGCCUUGUUGAAGCCCACCUUCGAGGCUGCAAGUACAACCACCAAACUUCACAAUCUCAAACACAUCACUACCCCCAUUCGAGCGAGACAAAUGCAAGCCUCAUAUGCUUCAGACACUCUCGGAAUGAACAAGGCCCGGGCCGAAAUGCAGGAGCUGCACGCAAAGUACAACAUCAAGCCCUGGAAGUCAUUCGUUCCUAUGCUCCAGAUCCCCCUGGGUUUCGGAUGUUACCGUGUAAUCAACGGCAUGACCCACUUGCCAGUACCAGCAUUAACCACCGAGUCUGUCGCUUGGCUGCAGGAUCUCACAAUUGCGGAUCCCUAUUACAUUUUGCCCGCCAUCAGCUCAUUGUGUUUGUACCUUUCCCUCAAGAAAGGAGGAGAGACUGGAAGCAACGCUAUGCAGAACAGCGAGGUCGGAAAGCUACUGUUCUACGGUCUACCUAGCAUUUCCUUCGCCUUCAUGGCCUUCUUCCCCGCUGCGUUGCAGUUGUACUUCGUGAGCACCAGUAUGCUCGGCACAGUCCAGGCGUACCUGCUUUCUCGGCCCGACUUCCGCAAGUGGGCCAAUAUUGCCCAGUUGGAAAAGGUCGACCUUGCUCCGGGUGAGGAGCAGAAGAACCCCUUUCGCUUGCUCACCGAAAUCAUGGAAGCUGAAAAGGCCAAGGCCCGAGCAGCCGCCCCUCCUCCUCCUCUGGAGCCGGAGGUGAAGAUGAGCUUCAUUGACCGUACGAUCGAGGGAUUCAAGAACUCCACGCGGAAGAUGAAGGAGGAGACAACCACGAAGAUCGACGAGCUGCGUGGUGCUGGACCCAAGUUGAAUGAGGACGGAUCAUUGGCGCCGGCCCCGAGACUUAGCGAGAAGGACCGCAAGACGGCGGAGGACUACGAGAAGCGGAGAAAGGAGGAGGAGGAGUGGAAACGCGAAGAGCGCAACCAUGCCCGACGGGAGGCUCACUUGAAGAUGUUGGAGCAGCAACGCGAGAAAGCCCGCGCUGCCAUGGCUUCCACGAACAACAAGAAACUGCGCCGGAAAUAAUGACACUGGAUGGACUGGACUGGACUGGACAUGAUUUCAGUUUGAAGCGGACUUGGGAGUUGUAUUUAUCUGUAUAUUAUGGGAGCCUGUGCUUCAUUUAUUUUUUGUUUUCUUUCAUCCGGAGAGGUCUUCUAUCUAGUUAUAACUACAUGUUGCUACAGACCCUUUACACUGAAGAAUGC